AUUCAACGAAACAAGCUUUCUAUAUUUGUUCUCUCAAACUACCUGCAGAAAUGAAUAAAGCAAAAACGUGUAUCACGGCCAGCUGGACCAGCAGCUGCAAAGACUGAUCACCAAAACAUUUUUAGUAAUGUCAGCCAAAAGUUUCAAUUCAACCCCAGAAUUUUUACAUCUAAUCCAGUAUUCCCAAUUGUAGUCAGGCCAGUAGAGACUCCAAGAUUCCUUUUAGACUCUCUGACCUCAUUUUCUGCUCUAACAUGCUAUAGUUAAUAAGAAUCCAUUUGUUUUUCCGUUUUGCUCAAGUCAUCUAGGUUCUAGGAAAAGGACUCAGCCAUGGAAGAAUCCAAAGAUGAGAUAAGAGCUCCUCUCAGUGAGUCCCUCUCUCUUUUUUCAACCUGUAAAACCCAACAAAAGUAGAUGCAACUUUUGUUCAUGUUUCUGAAACAUUUUCUUUUUGAGUAACUGUUUUUGUGCAGUACCUAAAGAUGAGAAGGAUGAAGAUGUUAGUAAUCCAUCCUCCUCCUCAUCAUCGUCACAGGCCAUGGCCUCAAAAUCUCAAGCAGAGGUCAGAGAUGUGCAAGAAGAAGAGGAUCAGAACUCACCCGUCAGACAAGUGGCCUUAACUGUACCAACUACAGAUGACCCUUCUCUACCAGUCCUCACAUUUCGAAUGUGGGUCUUAGGCACCAUUUCAUGUGUCCUCUUAUCAUUUCUUAACCAGUUCUUCUGGUACCGUACGGAACCCUUAACGAUCACGGCCAUCUCUGCCCAGAUUGCUGUGGUUCCUCUUGGUCAAUUGAUGGCUUCAAAAAUCACAGACCGCGUUUUCUUCAAAGGAACUAGCUCGGAAUUCACCUUGAAUCCAGGGCCCUUCAAUGUGAAAGAACAUGUUCUUAUUACAAUAUUUGCCAACUCUGGAGCUGGCAGCGUUUACGCCAUUCAUGUUGUGACGGCUGUUAAGGUUUUUUAUAAGCAGCACAUUACUUGCUUCGUCUCCUUGAUUGUUGUUAUAACGACUCAGGUGCUGGGGUUCGGAUGGGCUGGUAUAUUCAGGAGGUACCUAGUGGAACCAGCAGCUAUGUGGUGGCCUGCAAAUCUUGUUCAAGUUUCUCUCUUCAGGGCUCUGCACGAGAAGGAAGAGAGAGCCAUGGGUGGGGUGACCAGAACCCAAUUCUUCCUGAUUGCAUUCAUUAGCAGUUUUGCUUACUACGUCUUCCCAGGCUACCUCUUUCAAAUGUUAACUUCCCUCUCUUGGAUUUGCUGGACAUUUCCGCAAUCGGUUCUAGCCCAACAACUUGGUUCAGGUCUUCAUGGGCUAGGAAUAGGUGCUAUUGGGUUGGAUUGGUCCACCAUCUCCUCUUAUCUUGGUAGCCCACUCGCAAGCCCAUGGUUUGCCACAGCAAAUGUUGCUGUAGGAUUUAUCUUUAUCAUGUAUGUUUUGAUUCCCACCACCUACUGGCUUAAUGUGUACCAGGCCAAAACCUUUCCCAUAUUCUCCAAUGCUCUCUUCACGUCUACAGGUCAAGAAUACAAUAUCACAGCUAUCAUUGAUUCUAAGUUUCACCUUGACAUCGCGGCUUAUGAAAAUGAAGGACCUUUAUACCUUAGCACAUUUUUUGCAAUGACUUACGGUGUUGGUUUCGCUACACUAACUGCUACAAUUGUUCAUGUUGCGCUCUUCCAUGGAAGAGAAAUAUGGGAGCAAAGUAAAGCUAGUUUCCAGGAGAAAAAGAUUGACAUACACACCAGACUCAUGAGGAAGUAUAGGCAAGUACCUGAGUGGUGGUUUGUGUGCAUCCUUCUGGUAAACGCUGCUGCCACCAUAUUUGCCUGCGAGUAUUACAAUGACCAACUUCAGCUUCCAUGGUGGGGAGUUCUACUAGCAUGUGGCAUUGCCAUUGUUUUCACACUUCCAAUUGGAAUCAUUACAGCCAUUACAAACCAGACACCAGGGUUGAACGUCAUCACCGAAUAUAUAAUUGGGUAUAUAUAUCCAGGAUAUCCAGUCGCUAAUAUGUGCUUCAAAGUGUAUGGAUACACAAGUAUGACACAGGCUGUUACCUUCCUGCAAGACUUCAAACUUGGUCACUAUAUGAAAAUUCCGCCUAGAACAAUGUUCAUGGCACAGAUCGUGGGCACUCUCAUUGCUUGCUUUGUGUACCUGGGAACUGCCUGGUGGCUGAUGGAGACCAUCCCUGAUAUUUGUGACACAACAGCCUCCAACAGCGUCUGGACUUGUCCAAGUGAUACUGUGUUUUACGAUGCAUCAGUUAUCUGGGGUUUAGUAGCACCUCGCAGAAUUUUUGGAGACUUGGGAACUUAUGAGGCUGUCAAUUGGUUCUUCCUAUCCGGAGCCAUUGCUCCACUUCUUGUAUGGUUGGCCUCCAAGACCUUCCCUCGUCAAGAAUGGAUCAAGCUCAUUAACAUGCCAGUCCUGUUAGGUGCAACAAGUAAUAUGCCACCAGCUACUGCAGUCAACUACACUACCUGGAUCAUUGUUGGCUUCCUCUCUGGCUUCGUUGUAUAUAGGUAUAGACCGGAUUUAUGGCAACGAUACAAUUAUGUGCUUUCCGGCUCACUGGAUGCUGGCCUUGCUUUUAUGGGUGUGCUGAUAUAUUUAUUCUUGGGAUUAGAAAAUAUCAGUCUAGAUUGGUGGGGAAAUGAUCUAGAUGGAUGCCCUCUGGCUAGCUGUCCAACGGCCAAAGGUAUUGAGGUUGAAGGCUGCCCAGUGUUCACCUAAGGGUCCUACAGUUUAUUGCUCUGUAAAUCUUGAAGAUGUGUAACUUGGUUAGUCGGAAGUGCAGAUGAAAGCAUCUGUACGCCUAUUGCAUUUAGAAGGGAUUGGAUUUUUAGUUUGUCUUAGACAUGAAAUUGAAAUAAGAUUUCAGCAUAUUGCUGUAGGCUCGGUGUCCAAUAUGACUCUUGUGAUAAUAGGUUUGGAGUCUAGACAUCAUUCACCACAAUCCCAAAAACAGCAACUAAAAUGCAACCAGUUGCAAAUUGUAAUAUUAUU
Messenger RNA from Durio zibethinus, 3010 nucleotides. Its product is annotated as oligopeptide transporter 7. Gene Ontology annotation, molecular function: oligopeptide transmembrane transporter activity. NCBI's taxonomy places the organism in Eukaryota, Viridiplantae, Streptophyta, Magnoliopsida, Malvales, Malvaceae. The record is from RefSeq and is a predicted model, not a curated record. Gene Ontology annotation, biological process: transmembrane transport.